This is a messenger RNA of Gastrolobium bilobum, 2234 nucleotides long. RefSeq names its product transcription initiation factor TFIID subunit 12b. Gene Ontology annotation, cellular component: transcription factor TFIID complex; SLIK (SAGA-like) complex; SAGA complex. The transcript is spliced from 9 exons. Gene Ontology annotation, biological process: RNA polymerase II preinitiation complex assembly; DNA-templated transcription initiation. The record is from RefSeq and is a predicted model, not a curated record. Gene Ontology annotation, molecular function: protein heterodimerization activity; DNA binding; TBP-class protein binding. Lineage: Eukaryota; Viridiplantae; Streptophyta; Magnoliopsida; Fabales; Fabaceae. Bases 14 to 1816 code for a protein of 600 amino acids.
AGAGAGACUAUCAAUGGCGGAAACUGUUUCCGGUUCAGCAUCCUCUCCAAAACCCCCAAACACCAUGGAUCCUCAAAGUCAAAGUCAAAGUCAAAUUCAAAAUCCCCAAAAUCCAUCAUCUUCAAACCCUACAAUCCAAUCGCCUAUGGCUUCUCCCUCUCUCCCUCCCCUCCCUCAAAUCCCCCAAUCCCAACAACAACAAGAUCAACAACAACAACAACAACAACAACAACAACAGCUCAGUCCAUCAAUGCAACAACAAUCGCAACAGUCUCAAUCCAUGAACAUGAACCCUAUCGCGAGUUUUCAACUGCAGCAAACCCUUCAGCGAUCGCCUUCCAUGUCUCGUCUCAAUCAAAUCCAAUCUCAGCAGCAGCAGCAAUUAGGGCUCAUGAGGCAGCAGGCCGGAUUGUACGGCGGCCAGAUGAACUUCGGCGCCGCCGCCGCCUCGGCUCAGCUGCAGAAUCAGCAGCAACCGUCGCAAUUAGGUGGCUCCAAUUUGGCACGGACGGCGAUGAUAGGGCAGAGCGGACAUUUCCCCAUGUUGUCCGGUGCUGGAGCACAGUUUAACUUGUUGUCUUCGCCGAGGCAGAAAGGUGGGCUAGUCCAGGCAUCUCAAUUCUCUUCUGGAAAUUCUGCUGGACAGCCACUGCAAGGAAUGCAAGGAAUGGGGAUGAUGGGGUCAUCAAAUCUCACCUCACAACUAAGAAACAAUAGCCUUGCUUAUGCUCAGCUGCGAUUGAGUCAGGGUCAAAUCAGGCAGCAACUAUCACAGCAGAGUUCACUUAACACUUCACAGGUUCAAGGCUUACCAAGGUCGUCAUCCCUUGCUUUUAUGAAUUCACAGUUAUCUGGGUUGUCCCAGAAUGGACAGCCUGCGAUGAUUCAUAAUUCUUUAACACAACAACAGUGGCUUAAGCAAAUGCCAGCAAUGUCUAAUCCUGCCUCUCCGUUGCGUCUUCAACAACAUCAGAGGCAGCAGCAGCUGGCUUCAUCUCCUCAACUGCAACAAAACUCUAUGACCCUGAACCCACAGCAAUUGUCUCAGCUGAUGCAACAACAGAAAUCAAUGGGGCAGCCUCAGCUGCAUCAACAGCAGCCGCCGCCGCCUCAGCAACAACAACAACAACAACUUAUGCAACAACAAUCACAACAAUCUCAACUACAAGCAUCUGUUCAUCAACAGCAACAACAGCAGUCUCCAAGGAUGCCAGCACCCACAGUCCAAAAGUCACUUAGUUUAACAGGAUCACAGCCAGAUGCUACUGCAUCUGGCACAACUACACCAGGGGGAAGCUCAAGCCAAGGAACCGAAGCAACAAACCAAGUCCUUGGAAAGAGGAAGAUACAGGAUUUAGUUUCACAGGUGGAUCCACAGGGUAAGCUGGCCCCUGAAGUUAUAGAUCUUCUUUUAGAGCUUGCUGAUGACUUCAUUGAUUCUGCGACUACACAUAGUUGUGUUUUGGCAAAACAUAGAAAAUCAUCAACUUUGGAGUCCAAGGAUUUAUUGCUGCACCUAGAGAAAAAUUGGGAUUUAACAAUUCCAGGGUAUUCAAGUGAAGAGAAGAAGCAUAAGAGAAAACCUCAAUUAAAUGACCUCCACAAGAGGCGCCUAGAUAUGAUUCGCACAUUGAUGGAAUCCUCACAGUCCGAAUCAAGUAUUAUCAGUUCUAAAGAGACGAGUAGACAGGGCCUUCCUAACACCGUGGGCGCCCACAGCCUAAUAAGACCCCUGAGUUCAGAGCAGUUGGUUUCUCAUUCACCUGGUUCUCAACUGCAACAGAUGACAAGGUCCGGAAGAGAUUGCUUGCUGUAACUGAUUAGCAUACGAGGGCAUUAUGACUAUGAUAGGGCCCAAAUUAACAAAGCCCAAUAUGGCAAGGUUUAUGUCAGAAACAACAGGAAAGGAAAACGGCCCAAAGGAGGAAUCAGAAUGGAUACUGCUUCACAGCCCAUGAUGCAUGCUGAGUCAGAUAGUUUUUAGGAGAGUUUGUUACUCCUAUUGCUGAUAAAGGGGAGACGUGAAGAGGGAACGGAUACCUUGGAGGUCAUGAAACUUGCUAUGGCAAAGUGGGAGAUAUCAAGGCAUCUCGAAGGCCCCUGAACUUUUACAUUCUGUUCGUUUUUUUAUCUUUAUUUCUUUCUGCAAAUCUAAGCUAUAGCAGCACUAUAGUAUGUAACUUGAAUUGUAUCAAGUGUAAUCUGAAUGAAUUUUACUGGAUUAUGAAUUGAAU